CGUAAUAAUAAUCGUUGACACCUAGAGAGCCGUCGACAUAGGAAGAAGGAAGAGUCGCAGCAACGCAGCGUCCGUCCCGCGUGCGUAAUUCGGGUCGUAGGAGGAUUGCGGCGAGCAACAUCGAGCACAGAGAGAGAGAGAGCGCGAGGUUUGAGUCACUCGAAGAGGAAUCUCGCGCGACUCGGCACACCCGCCCGUCUCGAUGAGAUUCGAACAAGACACGGCGUGCAGGGGUACCCACUGCGCCAGCACUCCGCAACCCUCCGCGCUGCAGCAGCGAUCACGGCCAGAGGAGGUGGUGGUGGAGGAGGAGGAGGACUCCUCCGCGAAGGACGUCGACGGUCAACGACGUAGACUUGGCAUAGAAUUGGAGGCUAACGUGGUCGAGGGUGCGAAUACGGGUGGGCCGCGGGCCGAGGCCGGGGGGCCUGGGAUGGCGUAUCCCGCGUCAGCGACGGCUCUGAAUCAACAUUCGACCUUCGCUAACUCGCUCGCCGGCGGCACGCCGCCCGCCAGCAACCCGAACGGCCACAUCACCCUGCCCGCACCGGCGGCACCGCGACCGACGGACUUUAGCGUCUCCUCGCUGUUGACCGCGGCGAGCACCCAUCCGCCUGGUAUUCUGGGCGGCUCGUCCUCUCAGGGUAGCGCUUCUCCGCCGCCCGGCGGACCCGGUAGUCCGGCAGCAGCGCCGGAGACUCCGCCGCCGCCCUUACCCGCGAGCGGUCAGCGUGACUUGUCGCACCCAUCUUCCGCGGUGGCGGCCGCGAGUUACUUCAGCGCUGCCGCCCUGGCGGCAGCGAGUUUCUACGGUCCGGCACAUCUGCCGCCCACCAGUUCGCCGGGACCGACGGCGGCGCAUCAUCUUCAGGCCAAGGGGAUACUCGCCGGCGCGCAUCAUCAUCCGCAUCUCAACCCGCACGGUAUUACGCCGCCAGGCCUAGGGCUGGGCCCGCACACGCCGGAAGAAGUUCUGGCGGCGGCCGCGGCGGCGUUACAUCACCAUCACCAAGGUCCCGGCGGUCCUACGAUGAGGCCUCUAAGGCCACCACUACCGCCGGGGAUGCUUCAUACAUCGCCGCAUCCUUUGGCCGCGCAUCACCCUCUCACGGCGCCACAUCAUCCCCUCGUACCUCCUCAUCACCCGGAGGAAGACGGCGUCGUCGACGAUCCUAAAGUCACCCUAGAGGGCAAAGAGCUCUGGGAGAAAUUUCAUAAGCUCGGGACAGAAAUGGUCAUCACGAAAAGUGGCCGGCAGAUGUUUCCUCAGAUGAAGUUUCGAGUUUCCGGUCUGGACGCCAAGGCCAAGUACAUCCUUCUGCUGGACAUUGUCGCCGCCGAUGACUACAGAUACAAGUUCCACAACAGUAGGUGGAUGGUGGCGGGUAAGGCGGACCCGGAAAUGCCGAAGAGGAUGUACAUACAUCCGGACUCGCCCAGCAGCGGCGAACAGUGGAUGCAGAAGGUCGUGAGCUUCCACAAACUCAAGCUCACCAACAACAUCAGCGACAAGCACGGCUUUGUAAGUACUACGAUACUGAAUUCGAUGCACAAGUAUCAGCCGAGGUUUCACCUCGUGCGAGCCAAUGACAUCCUGAAACUUCCGUAUUCGACGUUCAGGAGUUAUGUUUUUAAGGAGACGGAAUUCAUCGCCGUGACGGCCUAUCAAAAUGAAAAGAUUACUCAGCUGAAGAUCGAUAACAACCCCUUUGCGAAAGGAUUUCGAGAUACUGGUGCGGGGAAGCGCGAGAAAAAAAGGCAGGCGCUAAUGACAGUAUCGGGCGGCGGUUCCCGUUUGACAGCGGGUGGACCAGCAUCUCCGGACAAGCGGCGUUCGUCGAACUCUGCCACCGACCUCAUGGACGACGAGGACAAGCUGCUGGAUGUGGUUGGACCCGAUACGCCGCACCCAGCCCAUCACCAUCGGGAACGGGAGCACUCUCGCGAGAGAGACGAUCGGACGAGCGAACGAGGCGAGGGCAGCGAAUCGUCCGGGUCCGAGAGCGGUGGUGGGCCAGGCCCAACGGGGUCCGAAGGUCCACGGCCGGAUGUCUCUGUCGGGCCACCGCUUCAUCCGCCUCUUUUGCCGUAUCUGUACCCGCCAGUGCCCGGACUCUAUCCCGGUCCCGGUCACCUGAUACCACCCACUCCUCUCGGCCUCCACGGCGGUGUCACGCCCGGUAUGCUGUUCAACGCCCAGCUGGCCUUGGCGGCCCAGCAUCCGCUCUUCGCACACUAUCCCCAUCCCCUGGCGAGUCCGCUGCAUCAGCUCAAGGGGCACAGAUUCGCGCCCUAUACCCUCCCGGCGCCCUCGCAUGGCUCGGCCUUCGAGACCGUAACCCCCGGUAGCAGAACCCUAAGUCCAAGAUCACCGCCGCCGAGGCCGCCGACCGAUUCGCCGACGCCCACCGGUGGCGGUGCUCUCAUCUCGACGACGCCCAGUUCCGCCGGCGAGCUCAAAUCCAUCGAGAACAUGGUGAACGGGCUGCAGGAGAAGAGAAGGAGAAGUCCGAGUCUGACGCCCGGACAUCGGGGCGACGACGCUGGCGGAGGGAGUCCGUGACAGGAGAACGAACCUGUAAGCAGCACCAAGGACGAUGACCCUGACGAAGAUGAGAACGAGGAUUGCGCCGAUGAAUCCGCCGGCGACCCGGAGGACCUUUCCGCCGACGAGAGGGAGCCGGACUCCACAUCGGAGCCAUCGUAGCGGCGGGAACGUUGGCUCGUCCGGCAUUCGGUUCUCCCUGCCUCUUUCUCGUCCUAUUCGGGGAUCCUGGCCGUACCAGACGGGAGCGAGGGAGGCCAGACUCUUAUACUACAAAGUGCAAUUUUAUUUCCGGAGUGGCGCCGCGACUCGAAAAAUCGUUCACGCGAGCGAGUGCAGCGCCCUUCGUGCUUUCGGGACUGUACAAGGAGUCCCGCGUGUUUCCUGUAUCUGUAAAUAAACCUACGUGAGAAUACGAUGUCGCGCGCAUUAGGAGGGUAUAUAUACGUCUCUGUUAGGACCGCGAGGCGGAAUGCGUUGGACUCUCCACGAAUGCUGCGCCGAUCGCGCAUUGAUGUAAAUUAGAUGAGAUCCGAGAAUGAAUGUGAUAGAAGAAAAUGAAUGUGUGUGUGUGUGUAUAAGAGAGAGAGAGAGAGAGAGAGGGGGGAAGAGUCUACGAGCGCGUACCUGUUGUGUCCCGUGUGAGUCUACGUUCUACCUGUGUACGUUAAGUCUUAAAGGAACAAAACAGAGAACGAUAUUGCAAUA
Cyphomyrmex costatus is the source of this 3253-nucleotide messenger RNA. It is a transcript of the gene bi, whose product is annotated as T-box transcription factor bifid. Bases 203 to 2563 code for a protein of 786 amino acids. Gene Ontology annotation, cellular component: chromatin; nucleus. The transcript is spliced from 7 exons. Gene Ontology annotation, molecular function: DNA-binding transcription factor activity, RNA polymerase II-specific; RNA polymerase II cis-regulatory region sequence-specific DNA binding. The record is from RefSeq and is a predicted model, not a curated record. Gene Ontology annotation, biological process: positive regulation of DNA-templated transcription; cell fate specification; regulation of transcription by RNA polymerase II. Lineage: Eukaryota; Metazoa; Arthropoda; Insecta; Hymenoptera; Formicidae.